This is a messenger RNA of Sabethes cyaneus, 8943 nucleotides long. It is a transcript of the gene Syx1A, whose product is annotated as syntaxin-1A. The record is from RefSeq and is a predicted model, not a curated record. Bases 886 to 1764 code for a protein of 292 amino acids. Gene Ontology annotation, biological process: synaptic vesicle fusion to presynaptic active zone membrane; intracellular protein transport; exocytosis. NCBI's taxonomy places the organism in Eukaryota, Metazoa, Arthropoda, Insecta, Diptera, Culicidae. Gene Ontology annotation, molecular function: SNAP receptor activity; SNARE binding. The transcript has 9 exons. Gene Ontology annotation, cellular component: SNARE complex; synaptic vesicle; plasma membrane.
ACGUGUGGUGUUGUGUUCGGUGUCUCUUCAGUGUCGUACGUGGUGGUGGUACGCCCCGGAUUUUCUGGUGGUCACCAGUUCCGAACGCAUUCGCGGUAACCACUUUGUGCGGUCCGGAGUUCCGCUUCCAGUCGCUACUAGAGAGUCGCUCAAGGAAAAGAACUGGGAAUCAUUUAUUUUUAAUUCCCUAGUUUAGAUUCGAUCGUACUGUUGCAGUUCGGAAAGUGAUCUGGCCAGUUUAUUAAUGGUCUGUAUCGAAGACCGAUUGCCUAAAACAGGAAGCAGCUGGAAGUCGGCCGGAACAGUGCGAGUGUCGGUGAUAAUUUUUUCCUGUUUUUGACAGAUGAAAAAGUGGAGCCUUUAGAACGAUCAAUUCUUAGUGGAAGUUAUCUUUAGAGGAAACAGAAGCAGAACUCCGCGCUUUUACUGCAGACCAAGUGUUUUCUGCCAGUCAAAAAAUAAUUACUUGUCGAGAGUGCUAAUUGGAUAUCGUUAACGAGCCAAUCUAGUUAGAUGGGAAGCUUGGAUUGAAUGGGUCACUGGAUUUCGAUAACGCAGGAAAGUGAGCCCGGUUCCUGAGAGGCAGUGUAGCUGCCUGCCGCGAAACUGCUGGCAGUGUCGAGGUGCAACCGAGUGCCGGAAGUGUACAAAGUGUUUGUAAUAAUCCAGCCCGAGGAAAGCUAGUGCUAGUCCAGCCCUCCGGUCUGUAAUUCGGCUUUCUCCGUUCGUUUUCCGCAAGGGCAGCUCGCUCGUUCGGGAGGAGCAGGAGUAGAAAAAAAAGAAGAAAACGAAGAAAAGAAACAAAAAUUCAAAUUGUGUGAUCUGUCCGCUGCCGCUGGAGUAGUAGUGCCCCCCGGGAGACCGAGCCAACUAUAAGCCUCCAAGAUGACGAAGGAUAGAUUAGCAGCCUUACAGGCGGCACAAAGCGACGAUGAGGACAUGCCGGAAGAUGUGGCCGUGCCGGUGGAGGGACCCGGCGGCUUCAUGGAGGAUUUCUUCAACGAGGUGGAGGAAAUCCGGGAGAUGAUUGACAAAAUCCAGGCGAACGUGGAGGAGGUGAAGAAGAAGCACAGUGCCAUCCUGUCGGCCCCACAGUCAGAUGAGAAAACCAAACAAGAACUCGAAGACCUAAUGGCCGAUAUUAAAAAAACUGCCAACAGAGUAAGAGGGAAACUUAAGGGUAUCGAGCAAAACAUUGAGCAGGAGGAGCAGACGAACAAGUCCAAUGCCGAUCUUAGGAUACGGAAGACACAGCACUCGGCGCUGUCCCGCAAAUUCGUCGAGGUGAUGACCGAGUACAAUCGGACCCAGACUGACUACCGAGAGCGGUGCAAAGGAAGAAUACAACGACAAUUGGAAAUUACGGGUAGAGCGACUACAAACGAAGAGCUGGAGGAGAUGCUGGAGCAAGGCAAUUCCGCUGUAUUCACGCAAGGGAUCAUUAUGGAAACCCAACAAGCUAAACAAACGCUUGCCGAUAUCGAGGCACGGCAUGCAGAUAUUAUAAAAUUGGAGAAUUCAAUUAGGGAACUACAUGACAUGUUCAUGGACAUGGCAAUGCUCGUCGAGAGUCAGGGCGAAAUGAUUGAUCGUAUAGAAUAUCAUGUUGAACACGCAAUGGAUUAUGUCCAAACAGCGACACAAGACACAAAGAAAGCGCUUAAAUAUCAAAGCAAAGCCCGCCGGAAGAAGAUCAUGAUCCUGAUAUGUCUAACUGUACUCGGUCUAAUUGUGGCCUCGUACGUCAGUAGCUACUUUAUGUAAAAGGUGUGUGUGCAAGCAGCAGCGACAACUGUAACUACUAGCACGCCGACUUAAAACGACCCGAUCGGAAACAAAAACAAACAAACAAAAAAUGCAAAACGGCAGAAAGGUGUUACUUAGACGAGAAAUCAAACUGAAAGAGCACAAGGAACAACACGCAAACCCAUUCCCCGGAAUGGAUCCAUAGUGAAUAACACCAUUUGGAAGUAAUUUCCAAACAUGUAUCAAUUUCUGAACAACAUAAAAAUGAAAUCAAAGAAAAACAAAAUAACCUAUCGUCAUCAGUGCUACCAAUUGAAACAAUUUCAAUCACAACAACUUAGACGGAUUUCUUACGUAGGAUAUCUUCUGUUUAGAUUGUAUGCCUAACUUAUUACAAUGAUUGUUGGAAAAGUUGUUCCAGACAGCAGUUUUCGUUAGAUGCGCGUUUUAGGUACUCAGUUUUCUAUCCUUUUUUCCGGAUUACUUCGGUCCCCUAUCAGACGGACCGACGAUCAUAAAAAAAAAACCACGGAAUCAAAAUUUCUCGAACAUUGUUAUUCACACAUACCUGCAUACGAAUAACUUUCGCUGCCACGAUGACAUACCAGCCCAGCAAAGAAUACGGAGCCACAACACAAUGUCUGUGAUGGAGUAGUAUUACGCGAUACUUAAGUGAAAUCAGAAAAUCUCUCCCUAUGUCUCUCACCAUCACCUAUACUUGUGCACCAAUCACCAAUCUCUACUGACUCUGAAAUGUUUCUACAAGCUACUUACUACCAAAAUCACCUGCUGCUGAGAAAUAAAAACAGAAACCAAAAACAAGUGCAACUCUGAACCCAAAAGCAACCAGUGUAGUUCAUCACCGCCACAACCACAGCCAUUUUCACAACCACCACCUCCAAACGAAGGACACCAUAUGUAUAAUAGCACUAAACCCCUCAUAGGCCCAUAGUGUAUAUCUCUCUGUGUGUCUGUCCGGCAACUAUAUAUCGAAAAGCAAAAGAAGUAACACUAUGCAAGAACUGCAAAAAAAAGUCACCACGCAACAGUAACAACAACAAAGACAACAGCAACUACAACAGCAACAAAAAUUACAAAUCCCAAAAAAAAACAAAACAAUCCAGAGUAUGCCAGCUAUCUGAAUACAAAAGUAGCGAACCUUCCCUUCUUCACUUUGAGCAAGCCCCGUGUAAAUUAAUCAGGUACAUAUAUAUUUAAACUGAAUACCUCACCUUCUUCUACAACAUACUAUUUUUCGUUGUUCUCGUAAUCGUUAGUUCGUUAGAAGUGAUAGUGAAUACGUACAUUAAAAAAGAAUUUGCCGCGAAACAAAAAAAACGUGCCGUGUGUGAGUUGUUCUGUGACAUUGACGGUAACCGCUGUUGAGUGAUCCUUCCUUAGCUUUUGAACAUACAUUUUAACAGUACAAAAAUCUACGCAAAUGUUAAACAAUGCCUGUGCUUUCUGUUUUUGUACGUAAACGAUUGAAGCAGGUAUCUAACUAACAACGCUGGAGAAGACACCUGCACAAGGUAUCGAAACGUUGAAAAAUAAAAAAGGUGAUUUUUUUAUUAACUAUUUGUCUGAAAGUUUUCUCGGAUCGCGUUCUUCCAAUUUAAAGUGAAACUUGAUUUAUCGGUAAAACUAUUGGAGAUAGCCUUGCAGCUAGGACCAUUUUCUCAACAAUCGCAAAACCAAAUUUGCUUUUGUUUUAAAAGCCUGCGGCUUGAUUUUUUUCGGAAAAAUGGUCCAUUUUAUUACAAAUAACUUUGUUAAAGACGGCAAUUUUCUGCUAGAGCAGCGCUACAGGUUUGAUUACUUGGGCUAAAUCAGGUAGCUUUCUAAGUUCUAAUAGCGUUCUAAAGACAGAUUCAGGAAAAAACAAAAUUGAAAAAGUUAUGUUGCAAAAACUGGCGGAUACGAAACGGCAUUUAAAUGUAUUGUAUCACAAAAAGUAUCCAAGGUAGCGCAUUUUUGUCUUCAACAAAGUGGUUUAUAAUAUAUUUUAUAUAAUCGGACUUAAGUUAGCAAAUCACUAUAUCUUCAUCUAAAAAGUUUCACAAUUUUUUCUAAAAAUGAAGACUGCUCAGCCAACUAAACCAAAUCACUUAUGAAACUUAAAAAACCGUGUUAUUUUGGAAUGUAAAUGUUUAGAAUGUUUAGUGAAAUGAAAAAUACAAGAUACAUAUAGUACUGUUCGAUAUCCGACGCCAUUUUCGAAUGUUUGCCAUAUUUAAAAAUUAAGAAAAGUCUAAAGGUGCAAGUAUUUUUGGAAUAAGGACGCCUUGUAGACAAUGUUUGUUGUUUCACGCGAGUAUGAGAAGCAUAGCAUUCAACACUUGCGCCACACGCAAGCGUAGGACAACCACUACACACUCGCGAAUGCACAGUCUCGUAGCGUCUUUCUGCAUAGCCCACUCGCGAGCAACCCGCUACCCGAGAGGGCUAGUAGCGCACUGGGAUACAGAUUUUGCAUUACUUUUUCUUUUCUUCUUCGUCUUUGCCCUCCAUUCUACUCACGGGCGGCAGUGCGAGCCUUUGCGAGUGAUCGGUAUCAGCAACUCAGGCUCCAAUGACUAGCGAAAACGACGACGACGUUGCUAAAUACACACUCGCAAAAGCUCGUCACAGUGCAUGAAAAAGUAAGAGCGAGAGUCCGCAAGGGGUGCUUAUGCAGGCGCGUCCGUUAGAAAAGUAUUUGAAAAAGUAUGCAUACAAAAUAGGUGCAAGAAAAGUACGAUGAAAGAGAGAAAGAAAAAACAUCAAAAGUAAAACGUAAAUAAAUUGAUAAAAAAAUAAAAAACAGUAUCCGGAGAAAAAUUAAUAAAGAAGGAAGAGAAAAUAGAAAGGACAGAAACGAGUGGUAGUAAAACUUGGAAUUAAAAGGCAAAAUAAAGAACGAAAGCCAAACGAACAUAUUGAAUACAAGAGUAAUUUUGGCGCAUUCUGUUCAUUCAUCUUCUUCCAUUGGGGGCUUUAAAAUGAUGUUUGUACAUCAACAUUUGACUUUCACAAGUCAUCCCCGCUCCAAAUUUCCUUUCAAAAAGGUAACAGAUUUUGGCUUUUAUCCUCGUUUAAAAUUUAUUCUUCUACUUAUACUUCGCGCGAACUGAUAAUAUUAAGAAAAAGAGGAAUAAAGAAAGCAAAAGAAGGGAAACUUGAGAAAGAGAAAGAAAAAUUAAAAUUAAACUGGACAAAUAAAACAGCAAAAAUAAAAAAUAAAGGAAGGACAGAAUUUCAAAUAAAAGAACAAAACACAUACAUUGAAGUGUUUGUGAAAGUAUGAAAAGAAUUAAAGAGAAAAAAGUACUAUAAAUGAAGGAAAGAAAAAUAGUAAAUAAAAAGAGAAAAUGAAAAAAACUCAACUCUACUAUAACUCAGAAACGGAAAAAAUCCUAUCCUGAUUUUUUUAAAACUUUUCAUGAGGUACAAAAUAGUUCUUCCGAAAUUUCUUUAGUAUCUUCCACCAGUGUAGACAACCUUGUGGAAAUUUUUUCCUGAUAAUAUUUUUUCUGGAUUCCCAAGAAAAUUUGAUUGCGUUUGGGCAGUGUACUGCCCAGUUAGCUUCGAGAUACGAUGCAGGCCUAACAGGCUAGUCGUCGUAAGUUCGCCGUAGGCCUUUCCUAAGUAACUUGAUUAUUUAGAAUUAUUCACACAUUCUGUCCAACCACCUUCCGGCAUUUUGACAAAAUGAUGUCUGUACGUCAACAUUAGGCUUCCACAAAUCAUCCCCGUUCCAAAAAUUAUCACAUAAAACUUCGUAUUAAUUGAUUUCGUCGACAUAUUGCAUCUUCUACUUAUACUUCGUACGAAUUUAUAAUAUUCGCCCCAAAUUAAAAGAGGAAUUACGAAAGUAGAAGAAAAAACAUUUGAUUACGAGAAUGAAAAUUUUAAAUUAGCAAGUAAAGCAAAAAAAGAAUUGAAAGAAAAAUGAUAAACAAAGAGCGGAACAGGAAACGAGAAAAAAAGCGUCCCAAAAAGUUGCAUCAGAAAAAAUAUAAGAGAAAUAUUAGCAUCAUUUAUUUAUUUAUUUAUUUGCAGUCAAUCGUGUGUAGACCGUGAUCAAGAAAAAUAAAAUACGAUAGAAGAAAGAUAAAAUAAAAAAGACAAUAUAAAAAAGGGGAGAAUACCAAACUCAAGCCGGGAAAAAGAAAAAAAUAUUAAGAAAGAAAUGGCAAACAGAAAAUUAAAAGAGAGAAUGGAAAAGGAUGAAUGAAUACGGAAGAAAAAGGAAGGAAGAACAAAGAAACUAUAAUAAAAUUAAAAAGAAAAAAAAAGAGAGACAAUAAGGUGAAGCAGUUGGAGUACAAAAAAGUGAAAAUAUAAGAGAAAGACAAGAGUAGAAAGGGAAUGACAAAAAAAGAGAAAUAACAAAAGUGAGAGAGAAAAAUUGGAGUAAAAUUAAAGAGUAAACCGAAACAAGAUUAAGAGAAAAACGAAACAAAAUAACUUCAAACAAGCAAUGGAUAUAGCAGAAACAUGAAACAGGACGAAAGGAAACGAAAAGCAAAAAAUAUAAAAUAUAAACCAAAAAGCAACAAAAGAGAGUUUGAAUGCGUAAAGCACUCGAGUACUAAUCGAGAAACUGUUGGUUGGAGUCCCACUGCCACAAACUAACCCAAUACUUUUAGCCGCAGAUCGAAAUUUUCCCAGUAUUCAGUCUAACAUUUUUCGCACCAAACGCUCCUCUGCUUUAAUCAAAAUAGAGUUUACGCUUGACCGCGAAAAAGUCAGUAAUAGUAAAAUGAAAAAUUAAAAAGAGGAAAGGAACAUUUUGUUUUAAUGAUUUAGCACAUAUAUUAAUUUUUGGCUUCUGGGUCUUUACAAAAUUAUCGUACAAAAAUUGUUGUCACUAAGGAAUUAUAAGUUGACAAAUAAGAAAAAAGAAUCUUAAUCCUAUUUUUCUUUAACAUUUCUCAUAGCUGAGGAAAUUUUCGUGAGCAAAAUUUUCCGACUGGUAUUUUUCCUAAAUUGUCGAGAAAAUUUUCUUGCAUGAUCAUGAACCUUGGGUGAUUGGUGUAUGAAUCAUGAACUUUUUGAAAAAAGGGAUGUUCGAGUAAAUUGAAAAAUUUCGGUUGCUAGGAAGAUAGGAAAUCUCCAAUGUUUCUAAUCUUGUUUUCAUUAUUAAUUUCAUUGAUAAGUACAGUCUAUGCCCAAGGGUUCAAAAUAAUGGACGCAGUGUUAAGAGUGCCAUACAGAAGAGAUCUCCGGAUAUAAAAUAUGAUGAAAUUCGCAAUUCCUUCGACCCAAAUCUUAAGAACAUAUUUAAAAAUUCCCAACGUCAAAAGAGAUAAAGAAAUGGAAGUAAAUAAGAAGGUUAUGAAAGCAUGGUGGAGAAGCGAAAACUAAGAAUGGAAAUAGAAAAUACGGAACAGAAUUGAUUACAGAAAAAUUAAAAAUAGAAAAAUAUACCGAGAAAAACGUGAAAGAGAUCAAUAAAAGGGAGAAAGGUGAAUGAUAAGGAAGAGAGAUAAAAUGUUAAAAUAAAAGUAGAACGAAAAGAUAAAGCCAUGGUAAAUUAAUCGAAAGAAACGAAGCAAAGGAAAAAUAUUGCAGAGUAAAAUGAGUGAACUAAGAGGAAUAUAAGUAAGACAGAAAAAUAAAGAAAGAAAGGAAAAAAUAUAGAAAAGUCACAAUGUCAAAAAAUGCAAGGUAAGGAAAUAAUGAACAAAAAGAGAAGAAAAAAAAAUAAAUAGGAAUAGGCAAAACUUUGGAAAGAGCAGUGAAAAAGUAGAAACAUAAAAGAGGACUAAUGGCAAAGUGCUAAGAGACUACAAAAAAAGACAAUCACAUAAAAGAAACAUACGAAAGGAACAAAACAGAGAAGCACGAGUAAAUGGCGUCGAAUUUCAAUUUUUGGCUUCAAGUCAUGCUUGUACUCACAUAGCAUAGUAUAGCACGUGUUUUCUUGCCCUUCUAUGGAAUUGGAAACUUCCAUGGAAAAAACGUCCCUUCGUAAAAAAAUAAGAAUUAAGAAAAUCGUUCUAAAGAGUCAUCCAAAAUGAAUAGUGUUUAUCAGUGAACAUAUUACCUGAUCAUUUCAGUUGAAGGUGCUUCAACUUCAACAAAAUUACCGUCAAUGUCACAAAACCGUAAAAUAGAACUCCGACUAUUUGCAGUUAUUAAUCUAAUAAACCGGUACGCUGUUCACGACUAGUGGUACUAGUAGGAGAGAGCAUAGUUAAUAAUCGUAUUCACAAUAAUGAUGAUAAUGUAACAACAUAAAACGUGAACCGCUCACCGCACUACCGCGCGCUGUUCAAAACCAUGUAAUAGCAUUUCUCAUUUAGACUCGAAACAAAAAAAAACAAAGCGUUUUCAGCCUCUAUAAAUAAUUCAUACGUAUAUCCUUGUGUUGCACCACCAUCACCAGUUUCGAAGUACUUUUUUGUUCGAAUUUUUUCGUUUAAAUUAUUAUCAUUUAGUUUAUUCGUGAUUUAGAUAAAACGUAUGCCAACCAGUUCGGUGAAUUUUGCGAAAUCCAGCCUGUGCUUGCAGAAAGGCCUUUCUUAUUUUCGUUACUAUAUUCGAAUAAUAAUAAUUGAACGAACGGAUAUUUAUUUUGUAUGUAAAAAGCAGUCUUUUAUUUAUGAGCCAAUAAACAAAACAAACCUGCAAAACUUAACCUCUUAUACUACUCUAGUUUGCACCAUUUACCCAGGGGUGCAGUCGGAACUUUAGCCUGUACAUUGUAAAACCAUUGUUACCGUACGUUUAUUAUAGUUAUAUCGUGUAAAAAUGAAUGGUCGUGUAAGUAACGUGUUGUACGAAUGACCGAUGGAUGCUACAUUUUCCUUUUUUUUUUUUGAAUAACGACUUUAGACAUCACGAAUAAGCAGGAAAGCUGAGCUGCGCUAGAUGGUAUUAUCCAUUGAAACUAGAAUGGCCUACCGAUGUUGUAGUGAAGCAUUUUAUUACCGUAUUAUUUAAGUUUUUAUGUUCUUGUUUAGUUCGGCCUCUGUUAUCAGCGAUAUUGUUUUAGACUGCUAAGUUCUAUGAUAAUAUAGAGAGAAAACGUAACAGUUUCCAACGAAACACAAGCGUAACUGUUGCGUUGUGAAAAUGUAAAAUAUCAAACUGAAUUCAACGAAAAAUGCUAAUAAAACAGAAUGAUUGAUUGAUUGAUAUCUGCUUUAAUUAUGUUUUUGUUUCCUUUUCCGUUGUGUCUGUUUAAACUUUAACUUUUUCUUUUCUAUC